Phytophthora sojae is the source of this 1629-nucleotide messenger RNA. RefSeq lists its product as hypothetical. Gene Ontology annotation, cellular component: membrane. The coding region runs from base 1 to 1629 and encodes 542 amino acids. The transcript has a single exon. Gene Ontology annotation, biological process: xenobiotic detoxification by transmembrane export across the plasma membrane. NCBI's taxonomy places the organism in Eukaryota, Oomycota, Peronosporomycetes, Peronosporales, Peronosporaceae. The record is from RefSeq and is a predicted model, not a curated record. Gene Ontology annotation, molecular function: antiporter activity; xenobiotic transmembrane transporter activity.
AUGGAGAUCCCGCGCAUCGUGCACGACGAGCUGCUGCACCAAGUGGACGCCCCGCAGGAGGAGCACCUGCUCGCGGUGCGGCGCGCGAGCGUGAAUCCUCGUCCCAGCGGUCCGUCGGACGCUGUGGGCGAGCACACGCCGCUGCUGUCGGCCGACAAGGUGGACGCGAUCCUGGACGAGGAGGAGAAGGCGGCGGCUGUGGCCGACAGCCAACUCACGACCUGGGACAUCGCGCGCGUCGAGACCAAGCGGCUGCUGGCCGUGGCCUUCCCCAUGAUGAUCGCCGUGAUGCUCGAGAUGUUCCCCGACUUGGCGCUGAGCAUGAUGAUGGGCCACACGGACGUGGCGCACAGCACGCAGAUCCUGGCCGCCUACCAGUUGUCCAGCCUCGUGCAGAUGAUGAUCAUCGGCGGCCUCAUCAUGGGUCUCUCGUCCGCCAUCGACACCAUGUGCUCGCACGCCUUCGGCGCCAAGAGGAUGACGGAGCUCUGGCGGAUCACGCAGGCGGCCACCGUCGUGUACUUGAUGUGUCUGCCCUUCAUCGCCGUGGUGCUCAGCAGUGGCAAGCCCAUGCUGGUGGCCAUGGGCCAAGACCCGGACAUCGCCGACGUGGCGGGGCGUCUGCUGCUGGUCAGUAUGCUGCUCGUGCCGUUCUGCAUCAUGUACGCGGUGGUGAAGAGCGCACUGCAGGCGCAGAAUAUCGUGGUCCCGUUCGUGCUGGCGUCGUUGGCGAGCUUUAUUCUGAGCUCCGUUGCCGCCUACGUAUUGGCGUUCCACACGUCGCUCGGGUACAUUGGCGUCGCGCUGGGCAGUCCCAUUGGCUGGAUGUUGAAGGUAGUCAUGGUGCUUCCGGUGGUGCUGCGCAACCGCGUCUUUGUCGAGUCAUGGCCGGGAUGGGACUGGAGCGAGGCGUGGGCGCGCGUCCCCAGCAUCGGACGCCUCGGUGUGUCGAGCGUGCUCAUGAUGACGUUCCAGAUGGUGGGCUUCUCCUUCAUCUCGCUGCUGGCCGGGAUGCUGCCGAACGCCGACGUCUUGAUUGCAGCGAACGGCAUUUUUAUAUCAGUCAUUAGCCUUGCGUUCAUGCCGCUCCUUGGUAUCUGCAUCGCGGGCGCCAUCCGCAUGGGCAACGCUCUGGGUGCUGGUCAAGCUCGUCGCGCGCGUCUCAUUAGCCUCAUCGUGAUGAGCGCGUCGCUAUCCGUCUCGGGAGUUGCAGCUGGAAUUGUUGCCUACAUCGCGGCUCCGUACGCUCGUGCGUUUACCCCCAAUGCCGAGGCCACAAGCGUCGCCACGGAUCUCAUCAAGGAGCUGUUGCCGCUGCUGCCGCUUUUGGGCUUCGCCUUCGGGAUGCAGUCGGUGUUUCGAGCUUGUGGGAAGCAGUUGCUCUGCGCGCAGCUGAAUUUCGUGUGCUUGUUUGUGCUGGGGGUGCCGCUCGGUUUGGUGUUCGCAAUCCAGUUUGACGCGGGCAUUGCGGGACUCUGGGCUGGGAAUAUGGCGGGGACCAUCAUCUUUGCCGUCGCUGGUGUCUGCUGGUUGCGCUCCACGAGUUGGGAGAAAAUGGCCCAUGACGCCAAGCACGGUGCUCGUCCGGCUGAAUUUGAGGACGGCGCCGACGUCGCUGUGGCGGCGUGA